Messenger RNA from Penicillium verhagenii, 2673 nucleotides. Its product is annotated as cytochrome P450. The record is from RefSeq and is a predicted model, not a curated record. Lineage: Eukaryota; Fungi; Ascomycota; Eurotiomycetes; Eurotiales; Aspergillaceae. Gene Ontology annotation, molecular function: oxidoreductase activity, acting on paired donors, with incorporation or reduction of molecular oxygen; iron ion binding; monooxygenase activity. The coding region runs from base 1 to 2673 and encodes 890 amino acids. The transcript has 4 exons.
AUGCUGGAUCUGCACAACAAAUAUGGUCCAGUAGUCCGCAUUGGUCCAACCGAUCUAUCUUUCAAUACUCCACAGGCUUUCCAGGACAUCUAUGGAAGUCGUCCAGGCAAAGGGCUUUUCUCUAAAGAUCCCAAGAUUUGGGCCUCCAAGUUAAAUGCUCUUCGCGACAGUAUCGUCGGGCAGGUAGAUCAUGAUGCCCAUGCAAGACACCGUCGCCUGUUGUCACAUGCGUUCUCAGAUCGAUAUCUACGUGAACAGGAAGGCAUUGUUCUUUCAUUUGUGGAUUUGCUCAUCUCACGACUGCGAGAACGGAUAAGUGAAGAUGGUCUUUCUAAGGAAGACAUCAAGAAUUGGAUGAAUUUUGUCACGUUUGACAUCACUGGCGAUUUAAUGUUUGCUGAAACAUUCGACUGCUUAAAGAAUAGCCAGCUGCAUCCUUGGAUCUCGUUCCUGUUUACAACAAUCAAAGGAGCCUUGUUUCUUUCCGUGAUGAAUCGAUUCGCCCUUUUUUCGAGGAUGAAUCAACUGCUUCUCCCAGAAUAUCUCAGAGAGCAGAUGAUGAAAAACACGAGCCUCAGUAGAGAGAAAGCCGAUCGGCGACUUAAGAAGGAAACCAGCCGCCCCGAUUUCAUGGCUGCAUUACUGAAGCACGGCCUGGGUGAUGAGAAGGGUCAAUUCACAGAAAAUCAGUCAAUUAUGAGCCUCACUGAGAUACAUGCUAACUCUAUGCUAAUCACCUUGGCCGGAAGUGAAACCUCCGCUUCACUUCUCUCCGGCUGCAUUUUCCUGCUUUGCAAAAAUGCCACUGCUAUGGCCGAUCUACGCAGUGAGGUACGUACAGCCUUCUCGGAAGACAAGGAGAUUACGCCACGCCAAUGCGCCCGCCUAAAAUAUCUCAACGCCGUGAUUGAGGAAUCUCUUCGGGUGUACCCUCCACUUGUCACAAGUUUACUACGAAUUGCGCCUACGGGUGGCGAAUUCGUGGACGGGCACUUCGUCCCAGAACAUGCCAAUGUAUCGACACACCACUACGCAUCUUAUCACUCCCCAGCCAACUUUGCACUUCCAGAUGAAUUUAUUCCCGAACGCUGGUUGGGAGUUGAUGGGAGUUUUCGCGCGAUUGCAGAUCACAAGAAAUUCCGCCUGGGUAUCACCGAAAUCAUUUGGGAUGAUGCUCGACUUUCCAGGGGCCCUCGCAAACACAACGGUUUCCCCGGUGGAGAAUCAGAUAUUAGUGAUGAAGAGACUGAAGAGUCUUUUCUAGCUAAACAUCGUGCGGGACAAGAUUGGGCUCCAGACUGGAGAGUAGAAUGGAAUUUCCACGACUCUGAUUCCGAAUCUGAUGAUGAUGACAAUGAGAAUGAUGAUGAGGAUACGGACGAUGAUGACGACGAUCUGGAUGUUGUGCGGAAAAGCGAGAAUUUCAGGAAACAGAAUUGUCCUUUGUGGUUUAAAGCAGCAUGUCUUGAGAGUUUGGACGACCACUUUUGGCGACAGGGCCCCCGUGAUUUCGUGGACUAUGGGGACCCAUGCGUGAAGUCAUAUAAAGACCUGAGUCGCCUUGGACUUCCACUAGGCAAGUGUUGGGAUUUUUAUCGAAAGUUGGUUCGACAGCAAGACGACGUUCUUACUGGAAAAUACGAUGAAGAGGCAUUCCUCUACGGCCUCGAGAGAUUUCCUGCUCUGAAGAAAGUGACUGUUACUCCUGCAGCCCAUGGGGUUCUUUUUCGACCACUUUACCAGACCCCAAUGAUUCGACAAUUCCCACCCGGGUUUUAUUAUCCCGUUCCUCGUGGAUGGCCACUCCCAUGCCGUGAGCAACCAGAGGAAGUGUAUUGCCACCCAUGGCAAAGCCUCAGUGAAAAAUACAAAGAGAAAUACCACGGGUUUCGCAUUGUGACACGCACGCUUGCUCAUCAAAAGCACAGUGUAACCGAUCUAAAUCUGGAUGCGUGUGAGCUUCGCACAGGAAUCAAUUGUAUGAUCUUUGAUGAUCCCUGCGAGGAGUAUGAUAACUUAAGUACGAUACUUAAGCGCCCAGGUUUCCGCCAACUUAAGCUUGCUCUUGCUAUUAGGGGAAUCGAGGAGCCUGGACAGAACUGGCGAUCCUUGAGUAACGAAAGGCUUCACCAAGCUCUGGGUGAAGCAUCCAGCCUGGAGAAGAUCAGUCUCUGCACAGCGGGAAUAGUUUCUUAUGGAGAGGCUAAAGAGGCACCAGAUUAUGCCCCAGUUGUUCCCUUAGAAAGCAUAUUUCCUUUCGACAAAUGGCCCAAACUCCGUCACUUCGAACUGUCCCGUUUCUUUGUCAAACAGUCCGAUAUCUUAUCAUGCCUAUCAAGACUACCGGACACACUCGAGUCAGUGAAGCUCAGCUUUUUGGUUUUUGUUGACAACGGCAAAAACGGCGAUGACUGGCAUCCUUUCCUCACUGAGAUGCGUAAGCAAAUUCGUGAGAAGGUUCUCUGGCCUGGCCGACAGCCAAAUGUUACUAUCGGCUGUAUGAGAAGUGAACGCAUUCCAGGACGCGCCCGGUGGCUCGGUAAGGAGAUAAAUGCUUUUCUGUAUGGAGAGGGAGAAAAUCCAUUUCUUGAGCCUCCUAAAGGUCUUUCCAGGAUGGGUUUUGGUCAGGAUCAAGAUUCACUCGAUCCUAAUGAUAAAUGCGAGAGACUGUGA